Molecule: messenger RNA, 2329 nt
Organism: Carica papaya (papaya)
Lineage: Eukaryota; Viridiplantae; Streptophyta; Magnoliopsida; Brassicales; Caricaceae
Gene: SUT4
Product: sucrose transporter 4
Biological process (GO): transmembrane transport; sucrose transport
Cellular component (GO): vacuole; plasma membrane
Molecular function (GO): sucrose:proton symporter activity
Source: RefSeq, a predicted model, not a curated record
GCUGCUUCUCCCCUUCAUGACCUGACGAAAGAAACCGCCAACUUUCUCUUCCUCCUCUCUUCCGCUCCUCACAGUUUCCCAUAAACCGAAAACAAAACUUUAACAAAACCGGUUACAGUGAGAGAGAAUUGGCUUCGCUGUCUGCCUAAGACAGAGGAAGAGAAAUGGCAAUUCAUGAACCGCAGCGUCAACAUCGAGCAUCUAGAGCUAGACCGGGCGCCAGGCCGGUAUCGCAGCAGCAACAGCCGGUACGGGGCAGGGUUCCGUUGAAGCAGCUGUUACGGGUGGCGUCGAUAGCGUGCGGGAUACAAUUCGGAUGGGCUUUGCAGCUCUCUCUGCUGACUCCGUACGUGCAGGAGCUGGGAAUCCCUCACGCAUGGGCCAGCGUUAUAUGGCUCUGCGGGCCGCUAUCUGGCCUGGUGGUGCAGCCACUAGUCGGCCACAUGAGCGAUCGCUGCACCAGCCGGUUUGGCCGUCGUAGGCCUUUCAUCGUCGCCGGUGCGGUAUCGAUCUCUGUAGCGGUCUUGAUCAUCGGCCAUUCCGCUGAUAUCGGAUGGUUGCUUGGGGAUAGAGGAAACUUGAAACCUAGGGCGAUUGCGGUCUUUGUGUUCGGGUUUUGGAUUCUAGACGUGGCUAACAACAUGACUCAGGGUCCCUGUAGAGCUCUUCUUGCUGAUCUUACUGGAAAGGAUCACAGAAGGACUCGAGUGGCAAAUGCUUACUUCUCCCUAUUCAUGGCUGUUGGCAAUGUUCUUGGCUAUGCCACUGGAUCAUAUAGUGGUUGGUUUAAAAUCUUUCGAUUUACAGUGACUGCUGCCUGCAAUCCUGAAUGUGCCAAUCUCAAGUCUGCUUUCUAUCUAGAUAUUAUUUUUGUUGUGAUCACUACAUAUAUAAGUAUCUCCGCUGCUCAUGAAGUGCCUUUAGGCUCAUCAACCCCCUUUGCUGAAGAGGGACCUGGAGAGUCAAGCAGUGCUGAGGAAGCUUUCCUCUGGGAAUUAUUUGGUACUUUUAAAUUCUCAGGGACAAUAUGGAUAAUCUUGUUGGUUACAGCUUUGACUUGGAUUGGAUGGUUUCCAUUUAUUCUUUUUGAUACUGAUUGGAUGGGUCGAGAGAUAUAUGGUGGUGAGCCAAAUCAAGGUCAAAAUUAUAACAAUGGUGUCAGAAUGGGUGCUCUUGGCAUCAUGUUGAAUUCUGUUGUUCUUGGAAUAACUUCUGUGCUAAUGGAGAAACUUUGUAGGAAGUUGGGGAGCUGUUUUGUUAUGGGAAUUUCAAACAUCGUAAUGGCUCUUUGCUUUCUUUUAAUGCUCAUAAUUACUUUUGUGCAAAAUUAUGAGUUACAUGGCAGAGAUCCACCUCCAGAGAGCAUUGUAAUUACUGCACUUCUCAUCUUUGCAGUUCUUGGUGUUCCUUUGGCGAUCACUUACAGUGUUCCAUAUGCCUUGAUUUCCACACGGAUUGAGUCUCUGGGCCUUGGCCAAGGUUUAUCUAUGGGUGUUCUUAAUCUGGCCAUCGUGAUCCCACAGGUGGUGGUCUCUUUGGGAAGCGGACCAUGGGAUCAACUGUUUGGUGGUGGAAAUUCGCCGGCCUUUGGUGUAGGAGCAAUUGCAGCCUUAGUGAGUGGAAUAAUAGCAAUCUUAGCUAUUCCUCGAACAAGUGCUCAAAAACCCAGGCCCCUACCAUGAGACACUUCAAUGCUAAAGAGUUUCCUUCCUUUCAUUGUAACCCUGGGGUGAUGAAUGUGAUAUGUGAAGAUGAUGGAUGCUUACCUACCUAUUCAUUUUCUCAUAUACAUAGCUGAUGAGGUUAGCUAUCUAGAAAUUCAAGUGGGGAAUUUCCUAAAAGACAAUUAGCACAGUGCUGGAAAUGUUACUUUGGGGCUUACUGCUACAGAAAUGCAAAUGAAGUCUCAAGUGUAGAUUCCUGUUUUACUUAAAAGGCUGCUUCCUUACUGAUCAAGAUAAGUUGCUGUUGAAUGGGAUUUAUUCCCUCCUUAGGAGACAUCGUUAUUUUUAAAAGGCCAAAAGGUGAUCGUCCCUUGCAGGUCCAAUCACGAGGUAUCGGAAUCUCAUGCAUUACACUGAAUUUGUUGUAUGAAUGUGAUUAAUUGUGCUUUGUGGAGAACAGUUAUUAUGUGAGUUGUGCUGAUUAAAACAUUGACGAAGACAUGUUUUGUGCUCUGUUUUUUCGCCAAAGAUGUGUGAUUUUUAUGGAAGGUCCUUCAUGUUAGUAUUCAUUUUCUAAUUUCUUUUCUUCUUCCGGAGGGAAAAAAAAAAAGAAAACGGAUAUCGUUUUGUACCUGCAUGUGGAAUAAAUUCUUCUGACUACUGCA